Molecule: messenger RNA, 2211 nt
Organism: Stegastes partitus (bicolor damselfish)
Lineage: Eukaryota; Metazoa; Chordata; Actinopteri; Pomacentridae
Gene: rfx4
Product: regulatory factor X, 4
Exons: 18
Coding region: 1-2211 (736 amino acids)
Biological process (GO): regulation of transcription by RNA polymerase II
Molecular function (GO): DNA-binding transcription factor activity, RNA polymerase II-specific; RNA polymerase II cis-regulatory region sequence-specific DNA binding
Source: RefSeq, a predicted model, not a curated record
AUGCAUUGUGGGCUGCUGGAGGAGCCUGAUAUGGAUUCCACAGAGAGCUGGAUUGAAAGAUGCCUCAAUGAAAGCGAGAGCAAGCGGUACUCCAGUCACACGUCUCUGGGGAACAUGUCCAACGACGAACAUGAAGAAAAAGAGAACAACAGAGCCUCUAAACCACAUUCGACACCAGCUACUCUGGAAUGGCUAGAAGAAAACUACGAGAUAGCCGAAGGUGUGUGCAUCCCCCGGAGUGCCCUCUACAUGCAUUACUUAGACUUCAGCGAAAAGCACGACACGCAGCCUGUGAACGCAGCCAGCUUUGGAAAGAUCAUUAGGCAGCAAUUUCCAGCACUAACUACCAGAAGACUGGGGACAAGAGGGCAGUCGAAGUACCACUACUACGGCAUCGCGGUGAAGGAGACCUCCCAGUAUUAUGACGUGAUGUACUCCAAAAAGGGAGCUGCGUGGGUGAACGAGACGGGCAAGAAAGAGGUCACGAAGCAGACAGUGGCGUAUUCACCGCGCUCCAAGCUGGGGACGCUCCUGCCAGAGUUUCCAAAUGUCAAAGACCUAAAUUUGCCUGCCAGCCUGCCAGAAGAGAGGGUGUCAACCUUCAUCAUGAUGUACAGAACGCACUGUCAGAGGAUACUGGACACGGUUAUCCGAGCCAACUUUGACGAGGUCCAAAGCUUCCUGCUGCACUUCUGGCAGGGCAUGCCGCCCCACAUGCUCCCUGUCCUCGGCUCGCCCACCGUGGUCAACAUAGUGGGCGUCUGUGACUCCAUCCUCUACAAGGCCAUCUCCGGGGUGCUGAUGCCCACCGUCCUGCAAGCACUGCCUGACAGUCUGACUCAGGUUAUUCGAAAAUUUGCCAAACAGCUGGAUGAGUGGCUUAAAAUAGCACUUCACGACCUUCCAGAGAACCUGAGGAACAUCAAGUUUGAAUUAUCGAGGAGAUUUUCUCAGAUUCUAAAGCGGCAAACGUCAUUAAACCAUCUAUGUCAGGCAUCGCGGACUGUGAUAAACAGUGCCGACAUCACCUUUCAAAUGCUGGAGGACUGGAGGAAUGUGGACUUGAACAGCAUCACCAAGCAGACACUUUACACCAUGGAGGACUCGCAGGAGGAGCACCGGCAGCUUAUUAUCCACUUGUACCAGGAGUUCGACCGUCUCCUGGAGGAGCAGUCGCCCAUCGAGGCUUACAUCGAGUGGCUGGACUCCAUGGUGGACCGCUGCGUUGUCAAGGUGGCAGGGAAGAGGCCCGGGUGCCUGAAGAAGGUGGCCCAACAGUUCCUGCUGAUGUGGUCAUGUUUUGGUACCAGAGUCAUCCGGGAUAUGACCCUCCACAGCGCGCCCAGCUUCGGAUCCUUCCACCUGAUCCACCUCAUGUUCGAUGAUUACGUGCUCUACCUGCUGGAGUCGCUGCACUGCCAGGAGAGAGCCAACGACCUCAUGAGGGCCAUGAAGGGAGAAGGCAGCACAGCAGAGAGAGAGGAGGAGUUCACGCUGACAGAAACCACUCCCACCUCCCCGUCUCCGGGAUCCUACUCUCCCGCCCGCUCCGUCCACUCCGUGGGCGUCUCCUCGGCCAGCUCCCCCACGGCAGCCGUGUCCCCCGAGUACACCGGAGUCACCACCACCACAGGCGCUGUUCAGUCAUAUACCUGGUCCCUUACAUACACAGUGACAACAGCAGGCGGCUCCACUCCAGAGGCCGGUCAGCAGCUGUCCUGCAUGAGAAGCAGCGCUCCAGUCCCUCCUCCGUCUUCAGCCCACAGGAUGCCGGUGUACACCCACAGGGAGGAGCACGGGUACACUGGCAGCUACAACUACGGCAGUUACGCCAACCAGCAUCCCCACUCCAUCCAGAGCCAGUACCCGAGUCUGGCCCACGAGCCGGCGAUCCCGGCCCCCCUUCACUACUCCGCCUACCACCGCUCGUCUGCACAGUACCAACUCAACGGCCAGAUGUCUCGAAUGGAGCCUUGUUUGAUGGGCAGCACUCCCCGGUUGCACCCCACACCUGUCGCCCCCCGGUGGCCAGAUGUGUCCCCUGCUAACAGCUGUUACACCAGCCCACCUAUGCAUUCAUCCCGCUAUGCCACUUCUGGGGACAUGUACUCCCCCCUGGGCCCUCGCAGGAACUCAGAGUACGAACACUCGCAGCAUUUUCCCGGCUUCGCCUACAUCAACGGAGAGGCCACCACUGGCUGGGCCAAAUAG